GGCUGCCUACCUAGUGAACGUUGCAAGGAACAGUCUAGAACAACUAAGACCAUAUUUAUUCUUCCAACUGAUGCUGCAUAAUGCCUUCAAUCCGAUGCGCUAGUACCAAAUGAUACCGUUAGUCCACCGAAGUAAUAACACGCCCAAAUUUCAUAUCUUCCCUUUUCGAAUGAACCCUCUCAAGCCUUCUUCGCCUCCCUCUCAGCCUUUCUCAAAGCCCUCUUCCUGAUAUCCACAUGCAUAUUCUUAUUGAUAUUAACCACAAAAGCACUCCCAAGGCCCAAGGUAUUUUCAAUCCACCACUGCAUUAACGCAUGGCUCCAAACGGGCGUACUAGUAUAAGCCAUAUUCUGCGCCCCACCACUUCUGCCAAUCUUACCCAAAACCGCCUUGACAAACGCUCUAGGAUUAGGAAUCAUGGCACUAGUUCGUCGAACCUUGCUCAUAGCUGUGGUAACCAAAUAACUGAGGGCCAACUCGACAUCGACGCCUGUGCCUUUCAGUUCCCCAGCCAAGGACGUGGACCAUUGUUGCAAGAAUGCUUUGCUGCCGGAGUAGGUUGCUAGGAGGGGAGUGGGCAUCCAUCCACCGAAGGAGCCCAUGGUGAGGAUCAAUCCGCGUUUUCUCUGGACCAUGCCGGGUGCUACGAUUUGGGUGACGCGGAGGGUGGCAAUGCAGUUAAUCGCAAUGAUAUCGCGGAUCUCGUCUUUGGGCGUCUGGAUGAAAGGAACGGGGAUAGAAUGACUUUGUCCCACGUUAUUGAUCAGGAUCGCAACAUCUAGUCCAUCAACCAACGCCUUCAACUUGGCAUAAUCCCCAUCGUCAUUCUUCGAGAAAUCCAUAGGCAAGAUCUUGCAUUUGACAGAGGUGCCAACAUAUUUUUGUUCGAUUUCUUGGGCGAGAGUUUGCAGUUUCGAUUCAGUGCGAGAGACGAGGACAAGGUUGAAGCCUUUUUGAGCGAGUUGAAUGGCAUAUUCUUUGCCUAUUCCAUCCGAGGCUCCGGUGAUGACUGCCCAGGUUCCUUUCUUCCCGUAUGCUCGGAGCUGGGUGACGAGUUAGUUUUGUGGUGUGAUAUUUCACAUGCGGGUACUUACGUUCUUUCCAGGCAAGGCGAAAAGACUCAAUAGCAAGCGGACGUAUUUGAAUACCUUCCAACUGGCAGUAGCUAGCCCGAGAGUAGCCAGACCGAGUAGAAGGCCUUGGGGGACUUUGUCGAUCAAGGCGUUGAGAUCCAUGAUGGUUUCAAUUGCAGUUGAUGGCAAUUGAGGUUCGUGGAUGCUUACUGGAGAUUUGGAGAUUUGGUGGUUGACGCAAGUUGCAGGGGUGGAAUACUUGAGUAGAUCCGUUUAAAUUACGUACAGCAACCUGAAGCUCCUGGGCGGUUUAACAAUCAGGUACUGUACCUCCGACUUGAAAGUUUUCGCCAGAGACAGGGACAACCCAGGAAAACUCGAUGGUCUGGAAGACGAUUCUUUGAUAUUGUCCCCAGAGCCCAAUUGGUCACAUUACACCCCAGAAAAUCGUAUGAAUCAGCAACAAUCAACCACCACCUUCCCUGUACUCUCCAUCAAGGUGCCCACCUCCAUCUACCUCAACCUUGAAAACAUCCUACAACCAAAAGCUCACCACAACACCUCCACCAACCCCGAAAAUGUCCUCCCUCACCACCUCAAUCCUAACCUACCUCCCGCAACAUGAAGGCCUCCUCCCCAAAUGGCUCCUCUUCGUACGUCCCCCCAUCCCUCUCCAACCACAUCACUAACAACCCCAGGUCUCCAUAGUCUCAAUAGCAAACACAAUCCAAGCCUACUGCACCCUAACCUACUCCUCCCAAGUCUAUCUCGGUCCGGCCCCUCCAGCUUCCUCCACCUCUCCCAAAGAAGCAGCAGCCUACCCCGGAUCCCGCUCACCCGCAACACCCCUCUCCUCACGCACCUUCGGAACCUGGUGUGUCAUCCAGUCCGCGGUCAGGAUCUACGCUGCGUACUACAUCUCGAACCCGCAGAUCUACGAGUUGGCGAUCAUCACGUAUGCGGUCGCGUGGCUGCACUUUAUGAGUGAGUGGUGGGUGUUUGGGAGUGCGAGAUGGGGUAGGGGAUUGGCGGGGCCGGUGGUGGUUGCGAAUGGGAGUUUCGUGUGGAUGGUUGCUCAGUGGGGGUUUUAUGUUAAAUAG
Messenger RNA from Hymenoscyphus albidus, 2173 nucleotides. The record is from the annotation of a GenBank genome assembly. NCBI's taxonomy places the organism in Eukaryota, Fungi, Ascomycota, Leotiomycetes, Helotiales, Helotiaceae.